CUCUCUCUAAAACUCUCUUGGAUCUCUAAAUCUUCUUCUUCUUUCUGCCCCCUUCUCAAUUUCACACUACUUUUCAUAUCAUUUUAUCUCCUCCCUCGUUAAACCACUUAAUUCUAAGCAAAAUGUGUAAUCCGAGCACACUGAGGAGAGAAUUCCUCAAGAAAUGGAUGAUGGGUCUCCAAAUAUUAAGCAAUAACGGUUGUGGCUCCAUGACGGUCUCCGAGAGAAAAAAGGCCAUCAAGUUAUCGGCAGACAUAGCGUUGGCCUCCUCUAGAGACUGCGCCACGCGGUGGAGCCGAGCGGUCAUCGCCGGCGCGGUCGGGCGGAGCGUGUACUGCCAGAAGGCCAAGAACAAGCUGCAAAGUGGCUCGAAAAAGAUCUUGAAAAGAAGCCGCCGUGUAUGGCGGCGGAAAACAUCAUGCAGCCGGAAGCCAGCGGCGGCGGAGUCGGUUGCGAGGAGAUUGGUGGAGAAAAGAACAAAAAUUUUAAGAGGGCUGGUGCCGGGGGGUGAAUUUAUGGACGAGAUUUCGCUGAUUGAAGAAACCCUAGAUUACAUAUCGGCUCUCCAAGCUCAGGUUGAUGUAAUGCGGUGCCUUGCAACUGCUUACAAGCCAUCAAUCCAUGAUCAUGAAUAAGGGAAUUAAAUAUCUCCCCCCCCCCCUUUCUUUUUCUUUUUCUUUUUCUUUUCUGCCCAGCAUUCGAUCGUAUAUGAUGAAUGGGAUGUGGAGAAAAUCAAGGCCUUUUUGCACAUAUAUAAUUUAAUUUAAGUUAAUGUA
This is a messenger RNA of Momordica charantia (bitter melon), 776 nucleotides long. It is a transcript of the gene P1R1, whose product is annotated as transcription factor. NCBI's taxonomy places the organism in Eukaryota, Viridiplantae, Streptophyta, Magnoliopsida, Cucurbitales, Cucurbitaceae. Gene Ontology annotation, molecular function: protein dimerization activity. The record is from RefSeq and is a predicted model, not a curated record. Gene Ontology annotation, biological process: regulation of DNA-templated transcription.